Vanderwaltozyma polyspora DSM 70294 is the source of this 417-nucleotide messenger RNA. RefSeq names its product mitochondrial 54S ribosomal protein uL14m (gene MRPL38). Gene Ontology annotation, biological process: translation. Gene Ontology annotation, cellular component: ribosome; mitochondrial large ribosomal subunit. Gene Ontology annotation, molecular function: large ribosomal subunit rRNA binding; structural constituent of ribosome. The transcript has a single exon. The record is from RefSeq and is a predicted model, not a curated record. Bases 1 to 417 code for a protein of 138 amino acids. NCBI's taxonomy places the organism in Eukaryota, Fungi, Ascomycota, Saccharomycetes, Saccharomycetales, Saccharomycetaceae.
AUGUUAUAUCUAAAGUCUAUGAUUAAGGUUAUAGAUAACUCUGGUGCUCAAUUGGUUGAAUGUAUCAAAGUUCUAAGAAAGGGUUCUCCACAAUCACCAGCUAGGAUUGGUGACAAGAUUGUCUGUGUUGUUCAAAAGGCAAGACCUCUAACACAAAAUAUCGUUGGUACAUCCAAUACCAAUAGAGUUAAAAAAGGUGAUAUUGUUCGUGCUGUAGUGGUACGUACUAAACAAAGAAACAUGGUUAGACCAGAUGGUUCUGUCGCUAGUUUUGGUGAUAAUGCUUGUGUUUUAAUCAAUAAAACUACUGGUGAGCCACUGGGUACGAGAAUUAUGGCUAACGACGGUGUUGUGGGAAGAGAAUUAAAAGCAUUAGGUUAUAAUAAGAUUUGUUCCUUGGCCAGCAGAGUGGUUUGA